AUGGACGCCGCCGCCGGCAACCUGACGGCGGUCAACGCGACGGCCGCCCCCGGUGCCGGCGCCGCCUCCGGCCCGGAGGAACUGUGGCAGACGCUGGUGCGCGAGCGGGCGCCGUUGGCCGCGCUGCUGCUGCUCUUCUCUGCGGCCACCGUCUUCGGCAACGGGCUCGUUAUCGUGGCGGUGGCGCGCGAGCGCUACCUCCACACCGCCACCAACUAUUUCGUCACGUCGCUUGCCGUCGCCGACUGCCUCGUCGGGCUCGUCGUGAUGCCGUUCAGCGCCGCCUACGAGGUCGCCAACCACGCGUGGUUCUUCGGAAUAGACUGGUGCGACGCGUGGCGCUCGCUGGACGUGCUGGCGAGCACGGCGUCCAUCCUGAACCUUUGCGUCAUCUCGCUGGACCGCUACUGGGCCAUCACGGACCCUUUCUCGUACCCCGCGCGGAUGACGGGGCGGCGCGCGGCAGCGCUCAUCACGGCCGUGUGGGUGUGCUCCGGCGCCAUCUCGUUCCCCGCCAUCGCGUGGUGGCGCGCCGUGCGGCCCGAGCACGUGCCGCCCUACAAGUGCCCCUUCACCGAGAACCUCAGCUACCUCAUCUUCUCAUCCACCAUCUCCUUCUACCUGCCGCUCUUCGUCAUGGUGUUCACCUACUACCGCAUCUACCGCGCUGCCGUCGUCCAGACGCGGUCGCUCAAGCUGGGCACCAAGCAGCAUACGCAGCUUGUUAUCACACAUUCGCAAGUACUUCGCAAAGAC
Messenger RNA from Schistocerca piceifrons (Central American locust), 756 nucleotides. Its product is annotated as dopamine receptor 2-like. Gene Ontology annotation, biological process: adenylate cyclase-activating adrenergic receptor signaling pathway. Gene Ontology annotation, cellular component: membrane. The record is from RefSeq and is a predicted model, not a curated record. The transcript has 2 exons. Lineage: Eukaryota; Metazoa; Arthropoda; Insecta; Orthoptera; Acrididae. Gene Ontology annotation, molecular function: G protein-coupled receptor activity. The annotation marks the transcript as partial.